GGGAAAGGACAAAGAGAUUGCCAGGGUUGAGGAGGGCGGGGGAGAGGGGUACAGAAGACAUGCACAGCCUCUGCGGCGAGCAAGAUGGCCGAGCGGAGGGCAGGAGAAGGAGAAGGAGAAGGAGAAGGAGAAGGAGAAUACGGCAGGAAAAGAGUGAGACGAGGGUGGACGACGACAAGCAGAAGACGGGAGGAAAUGGGUGAAAGGAUGAGGAGGGAGAGGGGGAGGAGGAGGAGGAGGAGGAGGAGGAGCAGAAGAGGGGAGGGAAACCUUAGCGUGGAACGAGGAAGAGGAGGAUGCGGCGGCGGAGGUGGGCGUGAGGAGGAGAAAGCAGAAGACGCUAGGGAAAGAAUGGAAGGAGGAGCAGCAGCAGCAACAGCAGCAGCAGCAGAAGGAGGAGGAGGAGGAGGAGGAGGAGGAGGAGGAGAAUUAGCUAGAUUGUCAUCGUCAGGCUAAUAGACCGUUUGGGGCCAAUGGCCGUGCUAAUCUUCUCUCUCUGUGCAUCGUUACAAUUUUAACGGAUGUCCCGAAGGACCAAAGAGGACUUUCAGUGUAGGCUGAACGGCCCUUCACCACCCACUACGGCCGUUCUGAUGGUUCAUCCCGAAAAGGGGACCUUCCGAAGGGCCACCCUGGCCCCCCCCCCUUCCCUGCCACCGCCCCCCGGCCGGGAUUUUGAAUUUCCUAUCAAAUCAAUGAAUAAGAAAAUC
This is a messenger RNA of Chara braunii, 710 nucleotides long. Lineage: Eukaryota; Viridiplantae; Streptophyta; Charophyceae; Charales; Characeae. The record is from the annotation of a GenBank genome assembly.